Molecule: messenger RNA, 1802 nt
Organism: Suillus paluster
Lineage: Eukaryota; Fungi; Basidiomycota; Agaricomycetes; Boletales; Suillaceae
Product: peptide chain release factor eRF1/aRF1
Exons: 7
Coding region: 148-1461 (437 amino acids)
Biological process (GO): cytoplasmic translational termination
Cellular component (GO): cytosol; translation release factor complex
Molecular function (GO): translation release factor activity, codon specific; sequence-specific mRNA binding
Source: RefSeq, a predicted model, not a curated record
UCCGAGCAAAAAACUUUGUGAUUCAUAAAGGCGUCAAAUCAAACGGGGCCAAGGCGUCCCACUCACGUUUUCGUUUUCGUUUUCUUUGCUACUCUUCUAGAAACAGAAAAGCAAUAACUAAGCGUCUAGAAGAAAGAUCUGCCCGUCAUGAGUCAAGAUGUCGCAGAGCAGAACAUUCAGAUGUGGAAAGUAAAGAAACUCAUCAAGAGCUUGGACUCUGCUCGAGGAGCGGGGACCUCAAUGAUCAGCUUAAUCAUCCCUCCUAAGGACCAGAUAUCUCGUGCCUCAGCUAUGUUGACGCAGGAGUACGGUACUGCGAGCAACAUCAAGUCGCGGGUGAACAGAUUGUCUGUUCUUGCGGCCAUCACCAGUACCCAGCAGCGCCUUAAGUUGUACAACCGAGUACCGCCAAAUGGUCUCGUCCUUUUCGUGGGCACCAUUCUCACCGACGAAGGUAAAGAGAAGAAGGUUUCAUUUGACUUUGAGCCCCACAAGCCGAUCAAUACUUCGCUUUACCUCUGUGAUAACAAAUUCCACACCGAAGCCCUGUCUGAACUCCUCGAGUCUGACUCUCGCUUUGGCUUCAUCGUCAUGGAUGGUAGUGGCACCCUCUUCGGCAACCUCUCAGGCAAUACUCGUGAUAUCCUACACAAAUUCACCGUCGAUCUUCCUAAGAAGCAUGGUCGUGGUGGUCAGUCUGCACUACGUUUCUCCCGUUUACGCGAUGAAAAGCGCCACAACUACGUUCGAAAAGUCGCCGAGCUUGCUGUGCAGCACUUCAUCACAAACGACAAGGUCAACGUGACUGGACUCGUCCUUGCCGGAAGUGCCGACUUCAAGACAGAACUUAGCCAGAGCGACCUGUUUGACCCACGCUUGGGUGCGAAGGUCAUCAAGGUUGUAGACGUGAGCUACGGCGGUGAGAAUGGUUUCAACCAGGCCAUCGAGCUUGCAGCAGAUGCGCUGGCAAACGUGAAGUUCGUGCAAGAGAAGAGGCUUAUCCAGAAGUAUUUCGAUGAAAUCAGCCAGGACACGAAUAAGUACUGCUUUGGUAUUGAUGACACGUUAAAGGCACUUGAUUUGGGUGCCGUCGAGACCCUAAUCGUGUGGGAGAACCUGGAUAUCGCGCGCCACGUAUUCCGCAAUGCUGCAGGAGAGGAAAUCAUCAUCCACGCAACCAAAGAGCAGGAGAAAGACCGCGAAAGAUUUUUGGACAAGUCCACUGGUCUAGAAAUGGAACAUGCCGCCGAGCCGCAGCCUCUCCUCGAGUGGUUUGCCGAAAAAUACAAGGACUUUGGAGCAAACCUUGAGUUUGUGACCAAUCGGUCGCAGGAGGGCGCGCAAUUCGUUAAGGGCUUCGGUGGGAUAGGCGGGUUGCUUCGUUACAAAGUCGACCUGACGAACCUUGCGGCCCUUGAUGAAGAUGAAGACGAGUUCUACAGCGAUGAUGACGAUAUCUGACGGUUUGGUUGGCUCUUCGGAGCCCCGUCCACUGAGGGCACGCCGGGCGGGGCGGAGGUGGGGAAGUUAGGGGAGAACGUUGGGACCGGUUUGCGCGAGCUUCUGCAUUCGGUCAUCUGUUCGAGUAUCACACGCCAGUACUUGGUCUAAAGAUAAACAGUUCUUAAAGCGUAUGAACUACUACAUGAGAGUGGAGCAUUGAGUGAUUCCUGUUGUUCGCCGAUGAGUAGUUUCAACCUAUGUAGUUGUAUCCCGUUGUUCGUUUGAUCAAUGCAUCUCUUGUGUUAUGCAGUGUCUCAGGUCUCCUAUCAGUGUCUGGUUUCAUGGUGUCAAAUGUCGCA